Molecule: messenger RNA, 1757 nt
Organism: Populus trichocarpa (black cottonwood)
Lineage: Eukaryota; Viridiplantae; Streptophyta; Magnoliopsida; Malpighiales; Salicaceae
Product: lysine histidine transporter 1
Exons: 7
Coding region: 98-1441 (447 amino acids)
Cellular component (GO): plasma membrane
Source: RefSeq, a predicted model, not a curated record
GCUAUAUAAAUCUAUAAUCAAGUACUUUUAAACAAUUAUAAUCUCCUGGAUAGUUUGUUGUUAUUCAGAUUAACCUUAAUUUCAUAGAAUAACAAAAAUGAAUCAAAUGCAGCCAGUAAAGGAUAUCUCAAGCAUUGAGAAUGCAAAGAAUGACAAUGCGAAGAAAGACAUGAAUGACUGGCUUCCCAUCACCAAGUCUAGGAAUGCAAAGUGGUGGUAUUCUGCCUUUCACAAUGUUACAGCCAUGGUUGGUGCUGGGGUCCUGGGCCUCCCAUAUGCCAUGUCUCAACUUGGAUGGGGUCCCGGUGCUGCUGUAUUGAUCCUGUCAUGGGUUAUCACUCUAUAUACACUAUGGCAGAUGGUGGAGAUGCAUGAAAUGGUGCCUGGAAAGAGAUUUGAUAGGUAUCAUGAGUUAGGGCAGCAUGCAUUUGGUGAAAAACUUGGGCUUUGGGUGGUGGUUCCCCAGCAACUAAUGGUGGAAGUGGGUUCGAGUAUAGUGUAUAUGAUCACUGGAGGGAAAUCUCUGAAGAAGGCUCAUGAUACUAUCUGGCCUAACUACAAAGAAAUCAAACUUACCUAUUUCAUCAUGAUCUUUUCCUCGGUUCACUUUGUCAUCUCUCAUCUCCCCAGUUUCAACUCCAUCACCGUUGUCUCUCUUGCCGCUGCCGUCAUGUCCUUGAGUUACUCGACUAUUGCGUGGGUGGUUUCAUGGCACAAAGGGGUUCAACCAGAUGUGCAGUAUACCUCAAGGGCUUCAACAAAUACCGGGCAGAUGUUCGACAGCUUCAGUGCUCUAGGAGAUAUAGCUUUUGCCUUCGCAGGGCACAGUGUGGCGUUGGAGAUCCAGGCAACAAUCCCUUCCACACCAGGGAAGCCUUCCAAGAAACCAAUGUGGAAAGGAGUGGUUGUUGCUUAUCUUGUUGUCGCUUUGUGUUACUUACCUGUUAGUUUCGUAGGUUACUGGGUGUUUGGAAACAAAGUUGAGGACAACAUACUCUUAUCACUAGAGAAGCCUCGUUGGCUUGUUGCCGUCGCUAAUUUGUUUGUUGUCAUUCAUGUCAUUGGAAGCUAUCAGGUUUUUGCAAUGCCGGUGUUUGAUAUGAUGGAAGCAUUCCUAGUCUUGAAAAUGAAUUUCCAACCGGGUCAGCCGCUUCGCUUCAUAACACGAAUUCUAUAUGUUGGAUUGACCAUGUUCAUCGCAAUGACAUUCCCAUUUUUUGGUGGGCUUCUAAGUUUCUUUGGAGGAUUUGCCUUUGCUCCCACCUCAUACUAUCUCCCCUGCGUCAUUUGGCUUGCUAUAUAUAAACCAAAGAAAUUCAGCUUGUCAUGGCUCGCAAAUUGGAUAUGCAUUAUCCUUGGCGUUGUAUUGAUGGUAUUAGCCCCCAUUGGAGCAUUAAGGCAGAUAAUACUACAAGCCAGGGACUUCCAGUUUUACUCUUGACUUUGCUGCGUACAUAAGGGAUGUUGAAGUGCAGCUGCAUGCUCAUGCCCAUGAACAUUUCAUUUUUAUUUAUUUCCGUUCCUGUAGAAUAAUGGGACUUCAAGCUCUGCUUCUUUAUUAGUUUAUUUUCUGUAUAUAUUCGUCUAGGAGUACUAAAAUGGGAGAUGGAUAUGUAAAGGCUGCAUGAUCUAUUAACAUUCAUGCUCAGCCUGUGUGAAUCUCCUUAAUUUUCAAUCUUUGUAUUCAAGAAUUCUCGAAGUCCUUGUUAGCUUCAAGCUUUCUUUGUAGUUUGAAUCAAUUUCGUACCACUUUUAAA